ACCUUUUUCAUAUAAAAACAAGGGAACCAGCUGGUUUUGGUUACACUUCACCCUCAGUCCUAGAUUCAGUUUUUACCAAACUUGGCCAAAAAGUAUGUAAGGUUACAGCAGUCAAAUUUUGCUUACAAUUUUCGGUGGUCUGACUUUUUUUACCACUUUUCAACUGUAUUUUAGAUACUUAAUCAAAAUCAAAGCAGCAGGAUUAAUAAAUAAUCUAAAGCGCCCAAUUUAUCUGUUCUGAUUAAUUAGAUUUACCUGAGUUAUUGCCCUUGAGUAUUUCUACAUAGUGCUUUUUAUGAAAAUUGUCAUUUACAAUACUGGAUGCUGUAAGAUUUCACAUCGGCUGCAAAUAGACAGCUCUGUUAUAAUUCAGCAUACACUUUACAAGUGAAGACUUUGAUUGUUACUAAAACAGUUCAAAGAGUUGAGAGUCUGAAUUUGUAUAGUGAGAAGUAGCAGCACUGCUCUUAGUUAUACCCACACAAAGUUUAUUGUACCCCUUCAAACAAAGUUUAUUGUACCCCUUCAAACAAAGUUUAUUGUACCCCUGCAAACAAAGUUUAUUGUACCCUGUUAAAGCUUAUUGUAUCCCUGCAAACAAAGUUUAUUGUACCCCCCUGCAAACAAAGUUUAUUGUACCCUGUUAAAGUUUAUUGUAUCCCUGCAAACAAAGUUUAUUGAACCCCUGCAAACAAAGUUUAUUGUACCCUGUUAAAGUUUAUUGUAUCCCUGCAAACAAAGUUUAUUGUACCCCUUCACACAAAGUUUAUUGUACCCCUUCAAAAAAAGUUUAUUGUACCCCUUCAAACAAAGUUUAUUGUACCCCUUCAAACAAAGUUUAUUGUUUUUGUUUGUUUGUUUUGGGUUUAAAGUCAUUUUUCAACAGUAUUUCAGUCAUGUAACGGCAGGCAGUUAACCUAACCAGUGUUCCUGGAUUCUGUACCAGUACAAAUCUGUUCUCUGCAAGUAACUGCCAACUUCCCUACAUGAAUUAUCAGAGGUGGAGGACUAAUGAUUUCAGACACAAUGUCGCUUAUCAAAUAGUCACGGAGAACAUACGCCCCGCCCGAGGAUCGAACUCGCGACCCCGCGAUCUGUAGACCUACGCUCUUACCUACUGAGCUAAGCGGGCGGGCUAAAGUUUAUUGUACCCCUGCAAACAAAGUUUAUUGUACCCUGUUAAAGCUUAUUGUAUCCCUGCAAACAAAGUUUAUUGUACCCCUGCAAACAAAGUUUAUUGUACCCCCCUGCAAACAAAGUUUAUUGUACCCCUGCAAACAAAGUUUAUUGUACCCUGUUAAAGUUUAUUGUAUCCCUGCAAACAAAGUUUAUUGAACCCCUGCAAACAAAGUUUAUUGUACCCUGUUAAAGUUUAUUGUAUCCCUGCAAACAAAGUUUAUUGUACCCCUGCAAACAAAGCUUAUUGUACUCUGCAUAUAAAGUUUAUUUUACCCCUGCAAACUAAGUUGUUGUACUCUGUAAACAAAGUUAAUUGUUUUAUUAUACCCUGUUAACAAAGUUUAGUUUACUGCUGUAAACAAAGUUUAUUUCAACCCUGCAGAUAAAGUUUAUUUUAUCCCUGAAAACAAAGUUUAUUGUACCUUGCGAACAAAGUUUAUAAUACCCCUGCAAACAAAGUUUAUUUCAUCCCUGCAACAGUUUAUUUUAACCCUGCAGAUAAAGUUUAUUUUAUCCCUGCAAACAUAGUUUAUUUUACCCCUAUAAACAGUUUAGUUCAAUCCUGCAAACAAAAUUGAGGGGUACAUACAGCCUUGCAGUCAAUUCUAUUGCAAUUUAUUUUUGGCCAGUAGGUCAGUGCCGCAUUGACCUUGAAGUUAAAAAUAGUUUUAAAUCAAUAACUUGAGAAUGUGUUACACUUCUAAAUGGUUUUGUAGAUUUUAUUUCUGUCGGAGUGGUGGCUGGGAGCAUGUGAUAUAUAAAACAAAUUUAUUAUUGGUAUAGCAAGCAAUGAUUACAAUAAUUAGAUAUAGAAUCUAUUUAACCAAGUUGGAAUGUAAAAUUUCACUAGUUUAACAGUACAAUAAGUUUGAAUGAAAUUUUGACUAGAUUUUCUGAAAUAUUAGAAACUUAAUACACCUAGAUAUAUUGAAUCAUAAAUUGACUAUAAUACACUAUUUUAACAAUUUGCUAUUGUCCUUUUUUAUUUAAAUUCAGAAAUUGGUUUAUGUCCAUUAGAUAAUUCUUGAAAGGAUGAAUGGAAUGGAUUCAUUUUUGGUAGACAGGUACAUGAUUAUAAAUUGCAGGCUCAGUUGGACACCAAUUUUUGGCAGAGUUAUGGUCACUUUUCUAUGUAAAAUUUAGUGGUUCAAUUACCCUAUAACAUAUGUAAGGAUUGAAUUCAUUUUAAGUACAUUGGUAGGAAUGAUAUCAUAAAAUACAGACCAAGUUCAUAUUUAGUAAAAUUUCACCAUUUUUUAUCUCAGAAUUAGGGCCCGCUUGCAAAAUGUUGAUGUCUGAUAACUAGUAAUAAGAUGAAUAGAUUAAAUUGAUCUUCAGUACAGAGGUAUAUGAUAAUAAAAUACAGGCCAAGUUCGAUUUUGAUUAUUAUCCACAAGUUUUAAGCAGUUAUGGCCCCUUUUCACCUUUAAAUUUGUAAAAAAAUGGUCUUUAUUUUGUACAAGAUUUUUAGUCUGCAAAAUGCCUCACAGUUAUAGUAUUAACAAGUUUCUUAAAGCUAACUUAACAGCCAACAGAUUGAUCUAUCCAGUCAUUAGGUAAACCUAGACAUUAAAAUUUUGUAGGAUGAAUGCCUUUGGUAUUGAAAAAGGUCAAGGUCACAGUUUCCUGUAGACUGAAAAUAUUUUUUUCGGACAACUAGAAAUGCAGCUGCUGUAACAUUUCUAAGAUUAUUGCUUGUAUGAGUAGGUUAUCUCUUGUAUCCGCUGUCAGUAGUCAAUAGUUACAAUGACCUCCUGACAGAAAGAGAUAACUGUCAUCUCCCACGUUGGUCUCGAUGUCAAAGUAAACUGGACGAUGCCAUGAUAUCUUUGGGAGAAUAUUCGUAUUACAAACAGAUACUAUACUUCGCAUGUAUACAAACUGAAAGUGUAACUGGAAAUCACCAUUUUUAGUUCGAAAAGAACAAUAUUGAGAGCUUUCCUACUUGACCUCGUAUUUGGGUCCAAACCUUAGUUAAAUGGCCAUAACUCUGGCACCAAUUUUUUCAUGAAUUAUGACCCCUUUUUACUUAGAAUUUCAGGUAAAUUUCAAUGCAUUUUCUCUAUCUAUCUAUUAUGAUUACAGAAGGGAUUUUAUUCAGACUCAUUUGAUUCAGAUUUGUUCCACAUCAUCACCCUCAUCAAAUUAAACUCGGCACAACAUUUUAUUAAUUAUACCCCUUUUUAUCUAGAAUUUGUUGCACUUUUACUAUUCCUUUGUUAGUACCUAAUGAAUUUUAUUCACACUUAACAUAUUUUUUCACCAUCAUCAUCCUCAUCAUAUGACACAAGAUUCGUGACUUGCUCAAAUAUUUCAUGAAUUACUAGUAUGUCCCUUAUGUACCAAUUUAAUGUUUUGAUAUUUUUUACCUCUAUCUCUGUUAUAACUAAAUACAUUUGACACAGACUAAACUAUUGUCCAAUAUGAGUCAUCGACAUUGGAGUCAUUAAACACUCCAGUGACAGCUCCAGCUUCCUCAGAUAUACCCAACUUCACUAUCCAGCAUCAAAAUAGUGAAGCAUGCUGUCUCCUGUGACAGCUCUUAUUUGGUUUGAACUCUGCGAGGGUUUUUGUUUGUAUUUCAGUUUAUUGUCAGUCACCCAUAUAGACAAUAUCUUCAGAAUAAUGUGAGUGAAUUUAGUGUGGAUGGUGCAAAAUACAGAAGCUGCUCAUAAUUAUGUUAGAAACUUUGCUGGUUCUUUAGCAUGUGAGAUGGAAAUCACUCUUACAGCAAGGGCACAAACUCAUGAUCCUUCAUUUUGUAGUCAUGCAUUUUAGCACUGAACCAUUGCUUCUGGUUUUGUGUCAUUAUUAUCAUUGUAAUGAAUUAAGUGAUUCUGCAGUAUUUGGGUGUAGAUACACUUGUAUGCAGCUUAAGCCAAAUACUGAGAGCUGGUAUUAAUCAUACAGAUGAAAUUUUUUUUUCAGUAUUUUCAUGUAUUGGAUUCACCUGGACAAAACUACCAUUUUUCUAGAGCCAUAUAACAAUAAUGAAUUUUCAAGUACAGUUAACUUCAAUUAGAACAAAAAUAAAUUCUUUAAAAUUCAAAAUCUAUAAAUCCAUUCUCCAUAAAAUUUAGUCUUUUAAUGAGUAUUCUAACACGAUCCGAUUCAUUUUCCUGUUAAACAAAGAAGGCUGAAAACAGUGAAUUAUUAUACAACAAAUCACUGUUCUGACGUCACAGUAAUUACGUCAUAGCGUCAAAUGGCAAAGGAUGUACUUAAAAAUCCUUGGUAACGUGUUAGAAUUGAAAUAAUAUAUCUCAUCCAGUGAUUUGUCGUUGAAUAAAUCAUUAUUUGUCGUUCAGAUGCGUAUUAGUAUAUCACUCGGGCUGCACCCUCGUGAUAUAAUUCCUUCGCAUCUGAACUCCAAACAAUGAUUUAUUCAACGACAAAUUACUGGAUGAGAUAUAUUAUUUCUUAAAUAAUGAUUGUCUGUGUAAAUUUAAAACAUGUACUUCACAGUACAAAAUUCAUGCUCCUCUACCUGCAUGAACUAUGUAUAAGGUUUUGUGACUACAUGUCAGCAAUCUAAAUCUUGAGUCAGGAGUCUAGUGGAUCCGUCGCACUAAAAUGUUUUAUUUUGCAGGAAAAUUAAACAAUCCUCAAACAAACUGAUAAAAUUUUGUAAGUAAAACAACCAUGUCGAGAAAAGUACUUAAAAACUUGAUAAUUACUGCGGAUGACCUGGGCUACAGUACAGAAAGGGAUAACGGAAUAAUUCAGUGUUUCAGACAGGGAGUAAUCAGUGGUGCAUCACUGAUGAUGAAUGGACAUUGUGUUGUAAAUGCAGUGAGGCAAGCUACAGCAGUCAAAAUGCCAAUAGAUUUGCAUUUGAAUUUGACCGAGGGUUAUCCUGUAAGUACUAGAGAGCGUAACAGUUUAACAGGUGAAGAUGGAUUUAUGCUUGGGAAGAUGGGAUUUAGGCAAGCUGUUGAGGAAGGCGCAGUCGACCUUAGUGAGGUGAAGGCAGAAAUUCAGGCUCAGAUUGACAGAUUUCAUCAACUUACAGGACAGCUGCCAAUUAAAGUAGAUGGACACCAACAUGUUCAUGUUAUUCCAGGUGUAUGUGUAGCAUUUGCCGAGGCUCUGGAAAAGAAUGGUAUAACAAUGAGCAGGCUGCCUAUAGAGGAAGACAUUUCCAGUCAUGUGUGGUUGUCAAGGCAACAGCAGGAGUUCAUGGAGGGCGUUGUCCAGCAGUCUAGGUUAGCUCAGAGAAUAUUUACCAAACAUGGAAUAUGGUGUCCAGAAUUUGUUGGCUUGAAAACUAUGGGGAAAGAUAUGGUGCUCCCUCAUCUUCAGUCAUGUAUUACAGAAGCUUUUAAGCAGCAGUCAGACAUUCUUACAAAGGUAAAAGGCUUCAAGUCCACUGCCACAAGUGUGGGACAAGAUAAGAUGCCAACAUCAAAACCAGCAGAAAUGUCAUAUAGAGGGAAAUGUUCAUCUUCAGCUAGUAAAGUUCCUUUUAAAUCAAAGGAAAUUUCAGGUGAAGCAGACCCAAAUCCAUUCACAGCAGACGGCAUUGUGUGUGAAUUAAUGGUGCAUCCUGGGAACAGAACAAGGAAUUCUGGGGGAUGUGGGAAUGGGCCUGAUGAAUUUUCACAAUCAGCAGAACGGGAACAUGAAAUGAGAACACUUAUGUCACAAGAAAUGCUUGAUUUUUACAAAGACAAUAAUAUUUCAUUGGUAUCAUUUCAAGAUUGUAUGGCUGAACUGAAAUAAUAUCUCCUGGCUAUUAUAUGCCAUAAAUCAUUGGUAUUCAUAUUGAAUUAACUUGUAUAUAUGCAAAUAUUGGCUACACUACCUCGCUUACAUAAUAUUGAAAAGUCUCAGAUGUUAUAAUAAUCUUGUAAAUUAUAUUUAUACACAGUAUUACUGGUAUCUGUAAUCAGAGAAAACAGGUAAAGUUUUGUGUAUCUAUA
Messenger RNA from Mercenaria mercenaria, 6101 nucleotides. Its product is annotated as carbohydrate deacetylase-like. Gene Ontology annotation, molecular function: deacetylase activity. NCBI's taxonomy places the organism in Eukaryota, Metazoa, Mollusca, Bivalvia, Venerida, Veneridae. The record is from RefSeq and is a predicted model, not a curated record. Bases 4822 to 5901 code for a protein of 359 amino acids. Gene Ontology annotation, biological process: carbohydrate metabolic process. The transcript has 5 exons.